Aethina tumida (small hive beetle) is the source of this 1878-nucleotide messenger RNA. RefSeq names its product nucleolar protein 9. Gene Ontology annotation, cellular component: preribosome, small subunit precursor; 90S preribosome; nucleolus. Bases 75 to 1820 code for a protein of 581 amino acids. Gene Ontology annotation, biological process: endonucleolytic cleavage in ITS1 to separate SSU-rRNA from 5.8S rRNA and LSU-rRNA from tricistronic rRNA transcript (SSU-rRNA, 5.8S rRNA, LSU-rRNA); endonucleolytic cleavage in 5'-ETS of tricistronic rRNA transcript (SSU-rRNA, 5.8S rRNA, LSU-rRNA); ribosomal small subunit export from nucleus. Gene Ontology annotation, molecular function: RNA binding. The record is from RefSeq and is a predicted model, not a curated record. The transcript has 5 exons. NCBI's taxonomy places the organism in Eukaryota, Metazoa, Arthropoda, Insecta, Coleoptera, Nitidulidae.
UGUUGAGGUUAUGUUGAUCUUAACCUUAAGCGAGCAUGUUUUGAUUGAACACUUCCAGUACGCGUUAAUACAUAAUGUCCGCCGAACCGCAAGAUAAUAAAAGAAACAACCGAAAACGUAAGAAGUCUUUCCUGAAAAAUGCCAGGAAGUACGCGAAAAAAGGCCACUUUGGCCGUGGUAGCCACAUAGAAUCGGAUCUGUAUCAAUAUUUCGUUCGUAUUAUGGAAACGUACCGUGAGGGCUUCGACAACGAGGAGGACAAGCUUAACUUCGCGAACAAUGUUUUCGAACAAACCGAAAACGAGGAGGUGAAUUGUAGUUGCAAUCAAGUAGGCUGUCGCGUGAUUGAAACGUUAUUGCCCUUUGCGAAUGACGCAGUUUUGGCCAGAUACAUGAAAGCUUUUGGGGAUGACCUUCGGCCUAUUUGCAGUGAUAGAUUUGCCACACAUGUGUUGGAAGCACUUGUAAUACAGUCUACAACAAGAUCUUUACUCCCUGACAAACCUGAAGAUGUGAAGGAAAGUUAUAAAUCCUUUGCUUUGAAAAUUAGCAAGUUUUUGUUAAAUAAUUUGGAGGACUUUGUUUGGGAUACAUACGGCAAUCACGUUAUUAGAACUUGUUUGUUAAGUUUAGCUAAAAUUCCAAAAGAAGAUCCCAAAGGUCAAACAGAUGUUAAUCAAAAUGAAGAUACUGAUAUUCCAGAUUAUUAUGCUGAAAUUGUUAAUGAUUAUGGUGAGAGGUUGAUAGUCUGGCCACAGUUUAAGGAAUUAUGUAAUAAUGAAUUAACUUCUGGGUUUUUGCAAGUCUUAAUGAAAGCCCUGAAGAAAACAAACAAAAAGUUAUUAAAUAAAUACAUGAAAAAGCUUCUGGAAGAAAUUUUUGCUCCUGAUGAACCAGACAACAAUCCAAACACAUUUCCCCCAGUUUUUCUGUCAAAGUCCACAAUGAUGUUGUUGGAAACUGCUUUGCAAGUUGCCAAGUCUAAAAUGUAUACUCAGAUUUAUUUAAAAUGUUUUCAAGGAAAGUUAUUGAAAUUGGCAGUCACUAGGAUGACAAAUUUUUCAGUACAAAAAUUGCUGGCAAAUUGUGAAGAAAAGACUGAAUUUGAGCCAAUGUUUGAUGAACUGGCUGAUCAUUUUCAAGAAAUAAUUGAGGCUGGACAUUCAGGAGUUGUUUUAUCAUUAGGACAAGCUUGUAAGAAGUUAAGUGCUAAACAGGGAAAUUUUGUACAGAGUUUGAUGAAAUGCAUGCAAUGUGAAGAAGAAGAUAAACUGAAAGAUUUUAUUUUGUGUAUGAGCAGAUUUACACAAUAUAAUGACAUGAAAGGAAAAUCCAAUGAAAACCUGCAAAAGGAAAAAUUGAAUCUACAUGGAACCCUGCUUCUACAAUUGAUGCUUGAGUUUAACAAACCCAUUAAAAUUGUUAAUGGUUUGCUUAACAUGGAAGUAAAUGAUUUAAAAAAUUUGUUUUCAAACAGCAUGGGGAGUCACAUUGUUGAUUCCUUUGUGAAAAGUGAAUAUGUUGGGAUGAAAAGUCGAGAGAAAUUAGUUCGGAAAAUGAGGGGUACUUAUCAGGAACUUGCGUCAACGAAAUAUGGAUCUAGGUGUUUCGAAGCGCUGUGGAAUGCCGCUAAUUUAAAAGAUAAGCUUCAAAUAUUAAGUGAAUUGGUUUAUAAAGAUGCGGCAUGGAGUAAUUCAGAACAUGGAAAAAUUAUAUCUAGUAAAAUCAAUUUUGCACUCUACAAAAGGAAUAAAGAAGAAUGGAAAAACAGCUUGAAUAAAACAGAUAAAACUGAGCUGUUUGCAGAGGUUUUGAAUUAAUAUGUUGUUGUAUAUUUUUUAUUUUAAUAACUGAUUAAUAUAAAACAUUUUAUAAACA